Messenger RNA from Xyrichtys novacula (pearly razorfish), 2128 nucleotides. NCBI's taxonomy places the organism in Eukaryota, Metazoa, Chordata, Actinopteri, Labriformes, Labridae. The record is from the annotation of a GenBank genome assembly.
UCAGUACAGCCAUGAUGAAGAAACUCCCUCUGCUCUCUGCAGCCUUCAUGCUGCUGCUGCUCCCAGAGACUCUGACUCAAGGUAAGCUGCAGAGUACUUCAGAAAUCUGUUUUAAAUACUUUUUUUUCUCGAAUUGAAAUUUUCUCCCUCCUCUUUUUUAAUCAUGUCAUUUUUGUGUCAGAGAGUGAGGUAACUCCCAUCGAUGUGGUGGUGGAGAACAGCAUACAUAAUUUGGCUCCUGUUACCUUCAGCACUCAUGUAGUUUACAGAGGAAUCCUGCUGGGAGCUCUGAGGAGACUCAUGGCCUCUAAUAGCGACUUCAAGUAAGAUCACACCAUCAAGUAUGUUUGCAUUAGUUAAAGCUGCUACGAGGAACUUUUGGUUUGUGAUAUUUUAUUGUUGGCUAGCUAAAACAGAGUGAAAACAUGCCACAAGUGACUGGAUGCUGGUUUUAGCUGUGUUCUGGUGAUAGCUAAUGGGCUGGCAAAUGUUUUUUAACUUGAAAUAUAACUGGAUGUCACUCCUGAUGUUCACUGUCUACUGUCUGUGUUGGUGCCUGUUGAUAAAAAAAUUGCAGAAUCACCAAAAUUUGUCAGGUUCGGACAAAACACUCGAAUAAUAAAUGAUGAUUUAUUUUAUUUCAGAAUCAAACCCCUUAUAUAUUUCCAUUUCCACACACUGUAUUGUAGCUGUGUCUGAUCCCUCUGAAGGAGCUCUAUGGCGUUAAACCUAAUUCACUCCAAAGCAGAGUGAAAGCGGGAAGGGACCAGGUCUGUAGACUCCCCGUUGGGGGGAGCCAGAGAGUCAUGUGAAGGCAGUGUGCACCAUAUCAGGGUGCGGCCUAUCCAGAUGACCUUUCAACUCUGCUUGCAAAUGCAUGCACCCGAGCAAAGCACAGAUGCAGGCAGGGAUGACUGAAAGCCAGGCUAUGAAAAACAAUGAUAGUAGCUGUAUCCUGUGGUAAAACUAACUUACUUUUCUCAUUUUUGUACCCACUGGAAAAACAGAUGUUCAUAGAGUUCAGUCAUUGCUCUGAAUCUUCCUUAUGUACACUUUAACAAAGUCAUCACUGUCUUCUCUGUUUGGUUAGGUUCACAUAUACAGAGGAUCCAAACUACGGCCCGUCUUUAGAGAGUGUGAACGGCGUGGCAGGAAAUGACAAAGACCAAACAUACUGGCAGCUGCUGGUUAUGAGACCAGAUGGCGAGUUCAGACCUGAUGUUGGUGAGUCCACAGAAAAAAUUCAACCAGCCAUCUUUGAGUGAAAAGAAUGAGACACAAUUUUGACUCUAUUUCUUUUGCAGGGAUUGGAUGUUACAUACCCAGCGCCAAUGAGAAAAUCAUCCUGAGAUUUUCAAAGUGGUGAAGGUUCAUUGGUAUUCAGCCAUACCAACAAGACACAAGUGUAUAAGGGGAAAUAAUGAAGCAACAUGCAUCUGUGUUUAAUGUUGAGUCAAUAAAAAACUUCUCCAUGUGUUGCUUUGGUUGAUUUACAGAGAGAAAGAGCAGCUGUGAACAUUUCUGACAAGGAGAAGGGUAAAGUGUAAGAUAUCAGACAGGAGGCAAUUUAAAUAUGGAGAGUCACCUUUUAAUAGCUAAAAUUUUAGAUUUGAUAACAGUUAACUUGUUCAUCCAGAUAGCAGCAGAAAUCUAACCAAAAUAUGAUAAAACUUGAGGAAAUUAUUCAUCUUUAUUUGGAGAUGGCAGUUUCAAAAAGACAAUACUUGGUUUUCUUUUUCUCAAACAGCUGAUGGAAAACACUGACAUUUUAUCACAACACUUUCUUUUUUGAGAUGCACUGUUUAUAUAAAGUGUAAUUCAGAAGUACUGCUAUUCUUUGAAUAUUUGUAUCUGUGAAGGCUUCAUCAAAUCCUUCAUUUCUUAGAUAAACUGGGAUAAAAGAGGCUGAAUCACCUGAUCAGGAGGAUAAAACAGCACAGAUGUAUUAUGAAACAAAACAUGUUCAUUUAGGAAGGACUUCAAGUGAAUCAUCAAAAAGCUCAUAACUGUCAAAGUGACAAGGAAUCCUACUGAGGAAGUAAAAGUCCAAAAAUUCAGAUCAACGUUGUUCCCUAAGAUUUACUAUCUAAUCAUCAACAUACCACAAACACAGCAACUCCAAAAACAA